CUCAUGUACUGUAUUCCUAAAAUUUAAAGCCUGAAAUUUAAAAGCAUUUUUGUCUUUUUUUAGACAGUUUGGUAAGUAUAGAACAGCUGAUAAUUAAGAAUACAGUCUGUUGUUUACAUAACAUUUUAAUUCUAUUGCAUAAUUAGAUUGCUAAUCAGUAUAAGCACUGAUAAACUAUCACUGUGCAACAGUGGUGGCGCCUCUAGACUACCGUGCGGUGUGGCAGUUCAGGGAUAUGAUCAUCUGUACCAACCCUGAUAGCUGGCCUAUACUGGAUUACGUAGACUAUGGAUGCUACUGUGGACUAGGAGGCUCAGGCACCCCGGUGGAUGAACUGGACAGGUGCUGUGAGGUGCAUGAUCAGUGUUAUUCUGACUCAUGGCAACAUGAAGACUGUUGGGGUAUCUUAGACAACCCCUACACUGAAGUCUACUCAUUCUCAUGUGACAAAGCGGCAAAGAAAGUCACCUGCAAUGCUGACAAGAAUCGCCCCUGUGAGAUGUUCAUCUGUGAAUGUGACAGGAAAGCAGCCGAAUGCUUUGCAAAAGCGGAUUACAACCCAGAAAACGAGCAAUAUCCUAGUGAAAACUGCAAAUGAACUGAAACUCAGUAAAGGUUUAGGAUUGUCCCUAAAGUCUCAUUAAAGAUAGCAAUGGUAUAUCAUGUAACAGUUAUUUUUUUUGUUUAUGCCAAUUGAUAUUUAAUUCAUUUAGUCAUAUAUAUUUAGUCAUUUUGCAGACGCUUUUAUCCAAAGCGAAUUCAUAGCAGACACAUUCUUUAAUGUUAUAUGCAAAUUCAUGCAAUUAAAAUUUAAUUUUUUUUAUAUUUCAGUCUUUUUUUUCCAGUAAAGAUGUAAAGUUAGAUAUGUAGUAUUAUAUAUUAAGACUUCAGAGGAUACAGUUCCUUGUGAAAAUAUUCCCCUUCAUUUUUACACAUUUUGU
Sinocyclocheilus grahami is the source of this 941-nucleotide messenger RNA. RefSeq names its product phospholipase A2-like. The record is from RefSeq and is a predicted model, not a curated record. NCBI's taxonomy places the organism in Eukaryota, Metazoa, Chordata, Actinopteri, Cypriniformes, Cyprinidae. Bases 236 to 598 code for a protein of 120 amino acids. Gene Ontology annotation, biological process: arachidonate secretion; phospholipid metabolic process; lipid catabolic process. The transcript is spliced from 3 exons. Gene Ontology annotation, molecular function: calcium ion binding; phospholipid binding.